AUGGCACAAGGAGAUAGCAACAAGAGGAAGACACCAAACAUAUUGAUAACGGGUACACCAGGAACUGGGAAAACAACUACAGCAUCGACUCUGGCAGAGGCCACCCAGCUCUGCCAAAUUAAUAUUGGGGAUUUGGUCAAAGAGAAGAACUUGCAUGAUGGAUGGGAUGACCAGUUUGACUGCUACGUAAUUAAUGAAGACCUGGUGUGUGAUGAACUUGAAGAUAUAAUGGAAGAAGGUGGAAACAUAGUGGAUUAUCAUGGUUGUGAUUUCUUUCCUGAGAGAUGGUUUGAUCGAGUGGUGGUUCUGCAAACCGACAAUUCUGUCUUGUAUGAUCGUUUGAGGAAGAGGGGUUACUCAGAGACAAAGAUAUCCAACAACAUGGAAUGUGAAAUCUUCCAAGUCCUGUUGGAGGAGGCUAAAGAAAGUUAUCCAGAAGACAUUGUGGUGGCAUUAAGGAGUGAUUCUAUCGACGACAUCACCAACAACAUUGCCACUCUCUCUCACUGGCUCACCACCUGGCAAACUGUUCCAUAG
This is a messenger RNA of Dovyalis caffra, 537 nucleotides long. Lineage: Eukaryota; Viridiplantae; Streptophyta; Magnoliopsida; Malpighiales; Salicaceae. The record is from the annotation of a GenBank genome assembly.